AGGAAACAUUCAACAUCUGUAUUUAGCCAUAACACAGCGCCACGCUCCUGACAAUAUGGUGCAUGCCUACAAUGAAGAAAAAGACGACAGGGGCACUGUUUUUCUAAAGUAUCUACUGUUUUUAUACAAUUUCCUUUUUUGGAUGGGUGGUGCUGCUGGGAUUGGAAUGGGUUUAUGGACAUUGCUGGAGAAGAGUAGCUACAUAACGUUCCUUGCUAAUAGCACUCUGUCUGUGUCUGCAUAUAUCCUACUCUUUGCUGGAGGCGUUGUCAUGAUAACGGGUUUUCUUGGAUGUUGCGCAAUGAUCAGAGAGCACAAACGAUGCCUUUCAGCGUAUUUGUCAAUAAUAAUUUCCGUAUAUGCUGCUGAGCUCGCUGCAGGUGUUCUGGCUUACCUAUAUUAUGAAACAAUAAGUGAAGAACUUAAAGAGAGCCUCAAUCAGACUAUUGUAGAAGAUUAUGCAAAGCUUGGAAAAGAAUACAUUACAGAAGCUAUCGAUCAUUUGCAGGAAGACUUUAGAUGCUGUGGCAGUGAUGGCUAUGCAGACUGGAAAUACAGUUAUUAUAUCAACUCCACACAAUCCAGUGGUAGAGUGGUACCAGACAGCUGCUGCAAGACUCUCACCCUAUAUUGUGGGAAGCGGGAUCAUCCUUCUAAUAUAUUCAAAGUGGAGAAAGGAUGUAUUACCAAACUGGAAGAUUUUCUUCAGGAACAUCUUUUGCUUAUUGGGGCUAUUUCAGUGGGAAUCGCAUGCUUUCAGCUGAUUGGUGUAUUUCUAAGUGCCUGCUUCCUGUAUAUACUCUAUAAAGAAGAAAAAGAGGAUACAUUAAACAUAAUCUAAGUGAAUAUUCGCGUAACCACAUCGCAAGGAAUGCCAGAGCUGUCAUAUCAAUUUAUUAAACCGUUGUAUGCUGUGGGCUGCACGUUUUAGGACA
Messenger RNA from Pelobates fuscus (common spadefoot toad), 935 nucleotides. RefSeq names its product tetraspanin-11-like. Gene Ontology annotation, cellular component: plasma membrane. Lineage: Eukaryota; Metazoa; Chordata; Amphibia; Anura; Pelobatidae. Bases 56 to 841 code for a protein of 261 amino acids. The transcript is spliced from 8 exons. The record is from RefSeq and is a predicted model, not a curated record.